AUGACCGCACCAUUUGGAAAACAAACCCUACUUCCCGCCAAGGCAAUUGGCGCCAGAUCUAUUCCCAUAUAUUUCACCAUCCCCCACACACCACACCCCUCUGGCUCAUCGACAUCUAUCUCUGCCUCGCGCUAUCCUUGUGUAUCAGAGGAUACAGAUUCAAGUCUGAUCAAUGCCAUAAGGGAUGGUUUGGUGGUAAAAAUUCGCAAUGUGGAUUUUUGUGGAAAACCAGCUGUUGUGUUCAGAAAAUUGAGGGAUAUAUAUGAAUCUGAUGAUGCCACAAAUCUUGGAAAACCAUCUACACUAUUGCAAGAUAGGUAUGAUGAAGUUUUUCACUAUGACAGGUUCAAGAUGGAAAGCCCAUGUUUGCUCAUGGUAGAUAGAAGAACAAAGGAAAAACACCUGGAGACUAAUGAGUUUAACUGCAGUGACAGUGCGGAUGAAAAAGCAAGUGACUCAGAUGAGCAUGUCUUUGGAAAAAUGACACUGGAACAGCUUAAGGAGAGAUGCAAAACAAGGAAAAGAAAAUUUUCAAGUUAUGUUGGUUUGACUCCGAAGCAGGAACCUGUAGAAGAUGAAUUUGAUCUAGAAUUGCCCCUGAGUAGUUGGAAAUUGAAGCAGUCAAAGAACUCAAAGGCUAGACAGAAGUCCACCAACAUAAGUGUCAGUACAUCUAAAACUUCAUUUCUGGUUAAAACCGAACAGAUUCUAGAGACUGAAGGUUCCCUCCCAUACAGUGGGGAUUUAUUUGCACUUAGUCCCAUCAAAACUGAGGUUCCUGGACCUGAAUCUGCAGAUUGUCAAAACAUGAUUUCUUUUUCUGAUGAUCCCUCUAUUAGUCACGUCAAGCAAGCGGGUUCUUGUGAAGCAGUAUCUGGUAAAAUUCCCAAGACAGUUGAAUGCGUGAUAGAAAAGAGGGAACAAAUAUUAUUUGCUGAAGAAUGCCAAAACUGUGGUAUUUCUGAAAUUUCAUAUGAUCAUCUGAAUCAAGUUGGGUCCACUUCUCUUUUCACUCCGAUCGACGGGGAGAUCAUGGAGAUUAGUAAUCAAGAAAAGAGCUGCCAACAGUCCUCAGCUUUGCCUGUAUCAGAAUUUAUGACAGAAGAAGGUAUCAAGCAUACACUUUCCCGGGAAAGCUUCCUGGAAUCAAUUUCUCCUUCCAAGGAUCAAAGUUCAGAUAUGUUUAAUAGCUCCCAAAGUUUUUCCCAUCUGCACAAUAUCUCAAGGCAGAGCAGCAGUGAUUAUGGAGUUCAAAUUCCUGGAAUGGGGAUUGAUAAUACCCUUGGUUGUGAAGAACUGAGUUAUGGAGGGCAUUUAUUCAUAUUUGGUGGUAAAGUUAAGGUAGAUUUGCCUCCAAAUCUAGAAAACAGUUCUCUGACUCCUAACAGUAACUGUAGCUCAUCUUCGAAUUCCCAUCCUUGCUCGAGUCCUGAUAAUGAUUUGGUUUCCAUGGAAGAUGAUUCACCAACAACUGAGGAUAAGCAGCCUAUAAUAUCUACAAUAGAUGAUGCUGAAGUAUGUUGUUUAGACCCUGAUAACCAAUUGGUUGUCUCAGAGGAUGAUGCUACCACAGAUGAGAAUCAGCCUUCAGUGUCUAUCAGUGCUGACGAUGGAAGGAAUUCCUCCACUUGGAGCCAUCCUUGUGAUGUCACUGAUGAGCUUUCAACAUCAGAUAUCAAGAACUAUCGAUUCACGGAGCAGCAGCGGCAAUCUCCUGAGAGACUCCUUUCAACUAGAAAGGCUAUUUCUCCAACUUCUCAAGGAAGAUUGUGCCUGGCUUUGAAUUCCAUAGAGCUGUAUGACGAUGUUGACAAUUACAAAAGCAAGGGGAAACUAUUGUUUGGCAAAGAUACUAAAAAUAAGGCUUCUCCAACUGGAUCAGAUAUUCACAGGUCUGAAUUAUCUAUAAAUCCUGAAGGGCCUGUUCAGGUCAACCGGAUGAACUUCCCUGCAAUCCCCAAGCGGAUGCUUAAGAAACUGAAGAAUAACAGAAAAGGUUCUCCACCCAAAAAAGGCUCUCCACUUAAAGGCAGUCUUGAGGGUCCCCGCCUUUCACGUUCGCUACCUCGUCUUAGCACUUCAUGCACCUCUAUUCAAGAUUGUUCUGAGAGUUCUAUUGCAUUCUCACAGCGGCAGAUGUAUGACAUGGAAGCUCUUGCAAUGAAGCUUAUGAAGGAAUUGAAUUCCAUGAAGGACAUCGUAGAAGAAAAAUUGCUCUAUGAAGGAUACCGCAGCACGCUCUUGAAAAACGAUGCUGAUGAGGUGAAAACAGCCAUCAAGAAUGCAACAAAAGCUGAAGAAUCAGCAAGAAGAUGGCUAUCCAUGAUGACAAGGGAUUGCAACCGUUUCUGUAAAAUCAUGAGAUUAACUGGGAAUGGUGCUGCUGAUUCUAAAGAUGUCAUCCACAAAGAGAGAAAUAAGAUUACUUUUGCUGACGAAGCUGGUGGAACACUUUGCCAUAUCAAGGUUUUUGAGGAUAGCAUGGUUUCUCAAGAGCCCAAACAUGAAAAUCAGGAAUCAGAAGCUAGAUCAUUUUGUGGCAUUGAUUGUACAUUAUAGUCUUGGUAUUCUAGUUUUACCCACAACAUAAAUCUCUUUCCUUUAAUGGGAUCUGAGAGAGGUAAGUGAUAGGGUCAUCUUACUCCUGUUUUGGAAAGGCAGGUUUCUACGAUGUAAACGGGUGUACAUUUGUCAUUGUUCUACUUCCAGCCUUAAAAGUGUAUCCUAUUGAUUCCAUUUUUGUAUUGUAGCUUUGUAAUCCAAAUUUCCAAAAAACCAUUUUACUUUCAUGAUUAACUUCUGCUGGUUGGUAGAAAUCCAAAC
This is a messenger RNA of Ilex paraguariensis (yerba mate), 2823 nucleotides long. The record is from the annotation of a GenBank genome assembly. NCBI's taxonomy places the organism in Eukaryota, Viridiplantae, Streptophyta, Magnoliopsida, Aquifoliales, Aquifoliaceae.